AUGAGUCAUUCGGCAAUCUAUGACAUCAUAAGGGAUUACCCUGAGGACUGUGUCGUGCAGCAGAAAAAGCUGCUUGAAGCGUUUAAAGAGUUUGACUAUGACCAGGACGGGUAUUUGCACUACAAAGACGUGGCAGACUGCAUGAGAACUAUGGGAUAUAUGCCAACAGAGAUGGAACUGAUUGAGAUCAUUCAGCAGAUAAAAAUGAAAUGGGGAGGUCACGUGGACUUUGAUGAUUUCUGUGAAUUAAUGGGGCCCAGAAUGCUGGCUGAAACUGCUCAUAUGGUGGGACUAAGGGAGCUGCACUGCGCUUUCAAACAGUUUGACUGUGACGGUGAUGGACGGAUCACCUUUGAGGAGCUGAAGGAGUCCACAAAGACGCUGCUCGGGGAGAAGCUGAAAAAAGGAGAGCUGGAAGAAAUUCUGACAGACAUCGACCUCAACGGAGAUGGAAAUGUGGACUUCGAUGAGUUCGUUAUGAUGUUGUCUCUCCGAUAG
Molecule: messenger RNA, 498 nt
Organism: Danio aesculapii
Lineage: Eukaryota; Metazoa; Chordata; Actinopteri; Cypriniformes; Danionidae
Gene: cabp4
Product: calcium binding protein 4
Exons: 5
Coding region: 1-498 (165 amino acids)
Molecular function (GO): calcium ion binding
Source: RefSeq, a predicted model, not a curated record